This is a messenger RNA of Zingiber officinale, 1088 nucleotides long. RefSeq names its product stress enhanced protein 2, chloroplastic-like. NCBI's taxonomy places the organism in Eukaryota, Viridiplantae, Streptophyta, Magnoliopsida, Zingiberales, Zingiberaceae. Gene Ontology annotation, biological process: cellular response to high light intensity. The coding region runs from base 206 to 781 and encodes 191 amino acids. The record is from RefSeq and is a predicted model, not a curated record. The transcript has 2 exons.
CGACGUCGACGUGGGCUCUACACGACGACACGAAGGAAUAUGCAUUCUGGUAACCGGACUCUCCAACUCCACCACUCUCCACCACGAAAGCAAUAAGUACCUUAUCCAUGAUUGAAGGUUACCUCACCGCGAAUGGCCGCAUCGUCGCCCGCGACUUCACUACUGAUCCAAUUACUCCUCCUCCCGUUCAUUUCCGUCGCCUCCGAUGGCCGCCGCCACCGCAAUCGCUGGAGCAAUCGUGUGCGAAUUGGGGAAGAAGCAGCACCGGCCUUCGAAUAGGGAUCAGGCGCUUCCAACGAGGGGUGUCCGAUUGCCGGAACCUCCGGCAGGGGGAGGCAAGAUCGUGCUCCAGCCCAGGCUGUGCACCCUGCGGUCGUACGGGGGGAACGACGCCGGAGUGAUGAGGAAGUCUGAGAAAGACGCAUCGCCCUUCUUCGCCUCCCUCGCUGACUACAUCGAGAGCUCUCGCAAGAGCCAGCAGUUCGAGAUCGCCUCUGGUCGCCUCGCCAUGGUUGCGUUGGCGGCGGCGGUGUCCGUGGAGUUGGUGACGGGCAACUCCAUCUUCAAGAAGCUGGACUUGCAACAGAUAGCGGAGGCCGGCGGGGUGUGCGUGGCGGUCAUCGUCUGCGCCGCCACCUUCGCCUGGAUCUCCAGCGCACGUACCAGAAUCCGGCAGAUGAUCACGCUGGGAUGCAACAGCUUUGUCGACUCCCUCAUCGACAGUGCGGUGGAAGCCCUGUUCUGCGACAGCGAGCUCAGCGAUUGGUCUGAUGAAAUGUAAAUGACGACGAUGAUAAACUUCAGCGUUUGAGAUGAGAAGUGAGAAUAUUUGGAUUGCUAGAAUAGAAUAGUCAUAUAUAGAUAUUAAGGAUUGGAGUUGAUCUCCAUCAGUAAACUAUACAAACUACAAACCAGAUCAGAAAAGAAAGAAGGAAAAAAAACACUGGAAUUUGUAGUCUGGAAAUCAUGGAACUCAUCAAUAAUCGUCUAUUGUUUUCGAUAUGGGUUUGCUGAUCAGAUCCCAUAAUGAUUUGUACACGUAUACAAGUUAUUUCUAAAUGUCAAAUUUCUCUUUAUACAAUAUUUAU